AGUUAACGUCGUUUCUUUUGUCGUAUAAACUUGUUUUAAUCAUAUUAUUAUCAAUAGUAAGAUGAUGACCAGUUGGCCUGAAAUCAGUUAAAUCAGUAAACUUGUUUGGUAAGUUGACCGUUUGAGAAGGCCAGUUGGUUUUAUAUAGAAAAGUCACUUAGCUUGUGUAGUCAGUUGACCGUUUGUUAGCGACCAGUUGGCCUAAUCCGGACAAGACAGACUGUGCGUGUGGUUAGUUAACCGAUUUAUGUUGGAAUGCGUGUAUUUAUUGCGUGUGCAAAUUGUUCAACUGUAUCUUUAAAUAAAAACGGCAGUGAAUUACGACGCUUGUCGUAAUAUAUUUAGGACACUAGGUCGACUCAUCGUAGGACAAACUAGUCUCUUUCAAUAAUAUUGUUAUUCAAUCAGAUUCUUUUUAUUAUAAUGGAGAGUUCUUGUUUUCUAUUCUAACCAUUGGGCACAUUGAAUGCCUCCCUUUAAAAAUUAAAAAAGUCCAAAUCUGUGAACAACCACCAUUUAACUUCUGAGAUUUUAGAUUUGAAAAAUCAAUAAAAACUAACCCAAAACAUAUAACAUUGGUUUGUUAAAAUAAAGCGGAAUAUUUAAAAGAUUGUAUUUAUUUACAGCGGAUUGUAUUUAUUUACAGCUUAGGCAUAUGGGGGGCUCUUUCAACAACACAGCUUUCAUUUGUUUCCUCGGUUAGAUUUUACUUUUUCUCUAGCGCGCUAAUUAUUCAAAGUCUGAGAUUUUCCCAUGUAAUUUCAUAACACGGUCUCAAGUCAAGUGUUUAUCACUGGACUUACUCCAAGAACAAUGUCGACCCCUGCGCUCAAGGUCCCUAUACAGAACGGCACGGGUUCGAUCCCCACCGUAGGACUUGGAACCUGAACGGUGUUCGGCGAGCAGUGUGUUACACAGGGUAACGCAGACGAGGUUGAGGAGGCGUGCCUGGCCGCCAUAGACGCAGGUUACCGGCACAUAGACUGCGCAUGGUGCUACGAAACCCAGCCCGGAGUGGGACGAGCGCUCGAGGCUAAGAUCCGCGAAGGCGUGAUCACCAGGGGGGACAUGUUCAUUACCACCAAGCUGUGGAACACCCACCACAACCCGUCCCUGGUCGAAACAGAGCUGAAAGACUCCCUGAAGUCACUGCGGACAGACUAUGUGGAUCUCUGUCUUAUCCACUGGCCUAUCGCAUUACAGGACCAGGACAUGAGCGGUAAGACCAUCUUGCCUCUGAAUGCUGACGGCAAAGGAAUUCCGGCCGAACACGCAAUCGAAGACGUGUGGAAAGCGAUGAAAGAGUGCCUUAAGGCUGGACUGACACGGAACAUUGGUCUGUCCAACUUCAACAAGAAACAAGUUGACAGAAUCAUGAAAAUCUGCACCAUAAAACCGUCCAAUAUGCAGGUGGAGGUGUCGCCCUAUUUCUCCAACAAUCAGAUCCUGGACCACUGCCGGCAGCUGGGGAUGACGCUGACAGCAUACGCUCCGCUCGGAGCCCCGAACAGACCAUGGAGAGAAAGCGAAGAGCCGAAUGUUUUUGAGGAGCAGGUUCUAAAGGACAUUGCAACAGCUAAAGGGAAAACGAUUGCUCAGGUAAUCCUCCGGUUCCACAUUCAGCGAGGCCUUGUCGUGAUUCCUAAAAGCAUCACAGCCUCUCGGAUUAAGGAGAACAUACAGAUUUUCGAUUUCACUCUGACGAACGACGAGAUGUCAAAGAUAGCCGGAAUAAACAAGAACCUUCGCGUAUUCAAGAAUUCACUUAUGGCGAAUCACAAGGAAUAUCCAUUCAACGAGCCAUUUUGAUAUGAUCGACAUUCGGCCAACAGCAAAACAGUGGUAACAUAUUUUCCGAUAGGUGCAUGCAGUGAAGAAUGGAAGGAUGUAUGUUGUUUUGUUCGUGAAAUGAACAAACGAACUCACCUUUAAAUUGUAAACGCAAAUAUCAUAGCGUCGGAUUUUAAAGGUGUUUUAAGCUUCUAAAAUAUAAUAAAGCGUAUACUCGAUGGGA
This is a messenger RNA of Dreissena polymorpha, 2014 nucleotides long. RefSeq names its product aldo-keto reductase family 1 member A1-like. Lineage: Eukaryota; Metazoa; Mollusca; Bivalvia; Myida; Dreissenidae. Gene Ontology annotation, cellular component: cytosol. The transcript has 10 exons. The record is from RefSeq and is a predicted model, not a curated record. The coding region runs from base 1069 to 1809 and encodes 246 amino acids. Gene Ontology annotation, molecular function: aldose reductase (NADPH) activity.